This is a messenger RNA of Adelges cooleyi (spruce gall adelgid), 2367 nucleotides long. RefSeq lists its product as uncharacterized. NCBI's taxonomy places the organism in Eukaryota, Metazoa, Arthropoda, Insecta, Hemiptera, Adelgidae. The record is from RefSeq and is a predicted model, not a curated record. The transcript is spliced from 2 exons. The coding region runs from base 714 to 1520 and encodes 268 amino acids.
GCCACAUGCGGACGCACGUACUCGGUUAUUAUUGUCGUUAUUUUUUAUAUUAUUAUUAAUUUUUUUUUUUUUUAGCAUUAAGUGUCGUUUUUUUAUUUAUUUUUUUUUUUUAAUAAGUAAUUCGAACAUCGUCGCGUUUCAACAAGUGGAUACGUAUAACACGCACAUGCUUUCUGGGUCAUCGGACCCCCUAGAAACAACCGCGACCACGGUGUUGUUUUCCGAUUGUGACGGCCACCACCUUAUAGAUAUCUUGACACAGACAACGACUGUCAUACACACACACACACACACACACACAUACUUAAAUAAUAAUAAUAAUAAUAAUAGAUAUCAUAGAUAUUGUUGUCAAUAUCGAACGGGCGGACGGCUGUAGGCGUGUGCGGCUCGCGUUGACAGUGAAUCGCGAUUACUCGAACCGAAAACAGACUUAUAUAUUUAAUAUAUAUAUAUAUUUUUCUUCUUUCUUCGGUGGUGCGGUUCUUCAUGACGGAUGUCAAAAAGCCUUCGGACAGCUAUUACGGUCUACGACGGCAAACAGUGCGCACGCGUCCCGUAGUGUCGUCCAGCAAAAGCCGCGAAUCGUUUUAGUCGUUGUUGUGUUGUCCGAGUACGACAAUCGCGAUUUUUAUUUUUUUUAAACGUUUAUCACUAGCGGUAUGACGAACAGUAUUGGGGUCGUUUGUUGAUCGAUAAAAACCCAAAGGGCAAACAUGGUCCCCCGGCGGUGGUGGUCGCGCCUACUUUUUUGGGCGGCUCUGUUGGUGCUCGUGCCAGCUCCCGGGCACGCGAGUCUGUCGGCUGUGGGCAAACCGUCGUCCAACACCCGACAAUUAAUACACGAUAUCCGCCGGCUGAUCCGGGACAAAGGCAUAGCGGACUUGGACGUUUACGAACAAGAAGGCGAUGGUCCGCAGAAGAUUGACCGGCCGUCGUCAGAAGGCGACUCAAAUACCAGAACUUUUGGUUUGGGCGCGGCUCGCCGGCGGAUGCAGUUUGCCAUGAUGCUGCCCAUCGUCUACAAGCUGGGCGUGAUUACCACACUGCUAACCGUGUUAACAGUGCUGAGCUUGAAAGGCGUUACCAUAGGGUUGGUACUGUUGAUGUUUGCGAUAACCAGCGCGUUGACCAAGUCCAAGUACCACCACGCGCCAACCUCGAUCCACCAUUGGGCCGCGGACGCGGACCCUUUCGACCGGAGCGACCCGCAGUCGCCGGCCGGUGUUCAAAAACCGGAGAAAAACAUUCACGUACACGUGCACACAUCCGGCCCAGCACCGCCGACGUCGGUCAACAGCCCUCUCAGAAAUUCGGCCGAAGUGACCUCCGGGGCUGCCGUAAAUACCUUGGCGACGAUGCCCAAUUACUAUUGGAACAGAGGCGGCUCGAACGAGCAAUUGGACUUCUACGACCCGAACGGCCAUUACAACAACAAUGCUAAUUACAUUAACAACAAUAAUAACAGGUACGAUUUGGAGCUGUCCAGCACGCCUAGCUACUAUAAUCGAUGGUUGGGUUAGCGACCGUGCUCGAGACGUCGUAAAUUAUUCUUAGAUAUUAUGAUCUGUGUACCAACACGCAUGGUUACAAACCGGACUUGGACGACCUUGACAAAAAAAAAAAACAAUUAUUAUUUAUAAUAUUAGGUAUAUCCGAACGCUCCCUUACGGACGAACAAAACGGCAUUGUUUUCCUAUACAGAUAAAAAUAUAUUUGUACUUUUCAAGUUCAAAAACCAAUACAUUACCAUAAAACUAACGAAGUGUGAUAUAGCCAUUGGCGCAACUAGAGGGAGGCUGAGGAAGUUCAGACCCCUUUAAAAACUUUUAAAGCUCUCUCAAAAUUUCGGUAAAUAUUUUAAAUUGUUAUUUGGGAUCCAUGCUUAAUAGUUUAUUGGAUGCUGUCAUUUUUUUAAAACCUGAAACAGUUUACCGCUAGUUGCUCAAAUGGAUAUAGCCGACUUCUUUUCAAAUGUAAAAAUGUUUAUGUAUAUACCAAAGGCACCCUUUAAGGGGCAGAGGGCAAGGGAAACAUUCCUUAGGUUUUUUUUACUUAUUAUAAUAUUACAAUUAUACAUUGAUGUUGUACAUACAAAAUGUCGAUUUUAAAGGGGAGCAUUUAAAAGUAUUUACUUUACAAAAAAAAAAAUCCAUAUUAUUCUUAUCAGAUUAUACAGUGAACACAAUUUAGUCAAAAAUAUACUUGCACGAUUUUUUUUAACGAAUUUUGAUAUAUUGUAUUACUUAUUUAAUAAUAAAUAGUAUAUUAAUUAUUAGUAUAGCCCUUGCCGUUUUCAUGCAGUAGCGAUUAUCAAGAAAAAUAUGAGAAAUAAUUAUGAAUUUACUUGAUAAUUAUAUUAAUAAUAGA